AUGUUAAAUAACUUGGUCGUUUCACCUGAGCGUAUUAGCUUUGCACAUCCUUGUCGUCCAGUCAACCACUUGAAGUACGCCAAGGAGCAGAUGGUGGUCAAUGGCACGGUGGACAAUGAGUACGAGGUUUACAAGCUCUAUAAGCACUAUCCCAACUCCAAUCUAAUUGUAAGAUUCAAAAGCGAGGCCAGGGCACUGCAUUUUUUGAGCGAAAAGUUUGGAUGCAAUGUGAAGGCGGAUGCCGCUGCCCUACUGCUCCUGCCCAAGGCCUUGGAUCUGAAGGUUACUGGCACUAGUUUCCAUGUAGGUUCCGGAUGCAGCGAGGUGGAGGCCUACGACCGGGCCAUCGAAAAAGCCGAGAACAUCUUCAAGUGCGGCGAGCUUAUUGGUCAUGACAUGAAUUUAAUGGACAUUGGCGGUGGUUUUCCCGGCACCGAUGAUGCACUGUUCGAGAAUAUUGCUGACGCUGUAAACACCUCGGUGCAGCUCCGUUUCCCCGAUGAGCGGGUCCAAAUAAUUGCCGAACCAGGACGUUUCUUUGUGGAGGCUGCUUACACUUUGAUCUGUAAGAUCCAUGCCAAGCGGGAGGUCCGAAAUAAAGCUGGGAAGUUGGACACAUUAAUGUAUUACAUAAAUGACGGCAUCUACGGGUUCCUGGCCUGCACUUUUACACCUCCGUAGUUGUGACUCCUGAAGUUUUCCUGGUAAGAACUAGCAUCGAUACCCAGUAUUUUGAAAUUUUUCAAGCAGCAUUGAAAUCAAUUAUCCAGUUGGAGCCGAUUCCAUGCCAAAGUUCAAGUCUGUGAUAGGGUUGCGAUGCCCAGGAUAGGAUUUUGGAGGAGCAGCACUUGCCCAACUUGAACCGAGGUGAUCUCGUAGUGUUUCGCAACAUGGGAGCCUACGCAAAGACCAUGGCCAAGCCGUUCAAUGGAUUUGAAGUGCCAGUAACACUGUUUUUUCGGGCAAAAUAGUAAUAAAAAUAACACCUGCUUGCAUUUGUAA
Molecule: messenger RNA, 1002 nt
Organism: Drosophila gunungcola (fruit fly)
Lineage: Eukaryota; Metazoa; Arthropoda; Insecta; Diptera; Drosophilidae
Product: ornithine decarboxylase 2-like
Cellular component (GO): cytoplasm
Molecular function (GO): ornithine decarboxylase activity
Source: RefSeq, a predicted model, not a curated record